Messenger RNA from Candida tropicalis MYA-3404, 1554 nucleotides. RefSeq lists its product as uncharacterized. The record is from RefSeq and is a predicted model, not a curated record. The transcript has a single exon. Lineage: Eukaryota; Fungi; Ascomycota; Pichiomycetes; Serinales; Debaryomycetaceae. Bases 1 to 1554 code for a protein of 517 amino acids.
AUGUCUGACGAAGCAGCAAAUACAAAUCUGAUCAAUUCAGAAAGCUCUUCUUCUUCACCACCACCACCAUUACCACCAAGAAAAUCUCUUGAUGCAACGCUGCCAACUUCCCCGAAUGGAUAUGAUAAGAAACUUCCAGGACUCCCACUUGGUGCCAAUCAAGUAACGUUUGAGUUGAAUGAUUCAGUGUCACAGAUAUCUGCAGUUAGACAAUGUGAUAUUUACAAUUCCGCUCAAUCAAACGAGACUUCAGAUUUGUUUAUCAACCACAACUUGGGUCAAAACACAAUCAGAUCAAAAUUGGAUAGUAUUGAACCAGAUUCUGAUGAAAAAACAAAGUAUUGGAUCGGGAUAAUUGAAGAUUACAGCAACCAGUUUUUGAGAAACAAGGAAAUGAGACAAUUAGAACAGGAGGUUUUGAAAGGUAUUCCAGAUAGUAUCAGAUAUUAUGUUUACUUGAAGACAAUGGUGCUUAGACAAAAACUCAACUCAAAGGAGAGUUUUGCUGGAUUGUUAACGAAGGCAAGACAAUCGCGAGAUGAAUAUAUUGAGAAUUUGAACGUGGAAUCUAAAGGCAGGGAAGUGUUGAUGGUGCUUAACUAUUAUAUUAAUGAAAUUACAAAUAGCAAAGCAGAAAUCGAAAGUACGACAGAGGAGGUACAUGAAGACUUGGUUCAGGUUCCCGUUAGUCGGUUUGCCAUUAACGUUUGUGGUUUGAUAUCCACGCUCCCUGAUAUUUCACAAGAAGAUGUAUUUUAUUUGCUCCUCAAGUUCAAUAGAAUCUUUUCGAAUUUGAACAAGGAUGAAUUUUUCUACAAAAUUAGCCGAUCGUUGGAAGAAGAAUUGUUUGACACUUUUAAACAUAUCAGCGUCCAAGGUAUUAAUUUAAACAAUUUGUACAGAAACAUUGCUGUACAAUUUUUCAACAGCGAAUUGCUUGAUCUACAUGUCUGUUUACAGAUUCUUGAUUUUGUGGUAUUUGAAGGUUUUGAUUUUAUUCUCCGUUUGAUAAUAUCAUUGUUUAGCAGUAACAAGUCCAAGAUUUUAGAGUUAGAAGGUGACGAUUUGCUUCGUUUUCUUGCGUCUCCAGAAUUUUUAACUGGUGUAGGUGUUGAUUUUGCCGAUACGUUGACUCAAGAGCCGAAGAUCAUACAAUACGAAAAUGAAUUUUACUUGAUAAAUGCCAACUCCUUGAGCAAUAACAGUAACGAGUUGACUAAUUUGAAAGAGAUUAAUGAUGAGUUGGUGAUAAAGAUAAAUGAGUUGAGGAGGAAAAUCGACAGUUUGCAAGCCACCCACCUUGAAAUAUCCAACCAGAGUGAAGAAUACACUACAAACUUAAAUAAAGCAGAAGCGGAGAAUAAGAAUUUAACUAAGACAGAGGCAGAAUUACAAGAAAAAUAUCAGCAAUUGACGAUGGCAGAAAACUUGAGCAACACGAUCAAAGCAAAUGAAGAAUUUUCACAAAGAAACGAGGAGUUGGAACAACAAAUUGUUUCAUUGAAGAAAUCAGUAGAAGAGAAGAAAGCCAAGUUGACCAAAAUAAAGGGAUAA